AUGGGAACCAAACGAUCUUGGCAAGGCCAGCCAUUAGUACAAGAGACAGUUCCAAGUAUGGCAUCUGAAUCGGCAGGACCGAUUAUCUCAAUCUUCGAAAACUUCCGCAAUGAACUAGACGAACACCACGAUCGCCGUGAGCGAGUCAUCAAGGCCAGCCGCGAUAUCACAGCAUUAAGCAAGAAAAUCAUCUUUACCCUCCAGCGCGUUCGCGUCACCAACAAACCCCUUCCCCCGAAAAUCGCCCAAGAGAACCAAAGCCGCCUCGACCAAAUCCACACUCUCUUCACCUCCAUCGUCCCAGAUGUCACCGGCAUCAAUUCAUGGCGCUAUCAACGGCAGAUCAGCGGUGGCAUUCAAGAAUUCAUUGAAGCAAUAUCAUUCGAACACUAUCUCCGCACACAAACGUUGAUCUCUUUGCCUGAAACACAAGCUCGACUCCCCGUCGAAAUUCUAGUUACAGAGGAGGACUACGUAAUGGGGCUUUUCGACCUCACGGGCGAAAUGAUGCGUUUUGCUGUUAUGGCAUUGAGCUCCGGGAAUGCGACACAGACUCAGGAACUCGCUCAAGGGGCAGAAGCUAUGGACGCGACACAGAAACUACCCCAUCUUUCUUCUUCCCAAGCGGGGAUUGUGAUUGAUUUGCGGUUUCUUCGCGCAGCAUUAGAGGCGCUUAGUGUUCCCCGGCGAUCAAAUAUGUUCCGAGAUCUGGCGAAAAAGGUGGAGGUGAUGCAAAAUAGCGUGGAGAAGGUGGAGCGGGCGGCAUACGGUAUUCUGGUGCGUGGUAGUGAACGACCAAGUGGGUGGACGCCGGAUUUAUCAGUGCCAGUAGAGAUGGAGAUACAUUGA
This is a messenger RNA of Penicillium angulare, 849 nucleotides long. Its product is annotated as translin family protein. Gene Ontology annotation, cellular component: cytoplasm; nucleus. Lineage: Eukaryota; Fungi; Ascomycota; Eurotiomycetes; Eurotiales; Aspergillaceae. The record is from RefSeq and is a predicted model, not a curated record. Gene Ontology annotation, molecular function: RNA binding; sequence-specific DNA binding; RNA endonuclease activity. The transcript has 2 exons. Bases 1 to 849 code for a protein of 282 amino acids.